UUUGAGGAUUAAACUCCAUACUUCAGCAAAGUGUUCAACAGUAUCACUGUCUACUAUUUCGAAGUAACUAUGAUUGAUGAAAACGCAGAGAUUAGGAAGCUAAAAUUAGCUGACACCAAACAUCUACAAGCCAGUGUUUAACUCGAGACACGUCUUACCACUGUUACCCAUUGAAUACAAAGAGAGGUAUGUUUAAUUUUUGCUGAGAAAUGGGAUUUUAUAAAACAGAUAUUUCGAUUACCACAUCUGAACCUUCUAAAUUGAAUGCAUCUCAUAUUGAUGAAGAGGCAGAAUUGAAUUACAAAAAUAUAUAUUGGUCUCUAUUUGACGGAACCCUUCAGAGAAGCUGGAAAGAAACAGAACAUGGUUCUUCAUACUAUCAUGAUUUUUUAAAAGAAUUUUCCGUGUCGUUCUAUUUAUUCAGCGCAAGGGCUAUUGGUUCGACAUCGGAAGAAUUUGAGAAAUCAACCACUGUGUUGGCAUUGAUAAUCUUAAUACUGGGUUUCGUGGGAAAUGUUGUGACCAUCUGCACAGUUUUUUGCUAUAAAAAAUUUCAUACUCCAACAUUUGUUGCCAUCGGAUGCCUUGCAUUUUUCGAUAUGCUUAAUAUCAUCUCGGCGAUGUUAGAUAAAUUUUCGACUUUGUUUACUUAUCUUGAAAUUCAACAUCUUGUUUUCAAUAGAGCUUUUGGGAGUAUGAUGACUUAUUUUCUACGUGAAGUAGUUCUAAGCUGUUCAAGUUCACAAAUUGUUUUCCUCUAUAUGAUCAGAUAUUUAUUAACCGUUCAUCCCUUACAGAGCAAGAUACGACUUACCCCGUCAAUUGUUCUGGCAUGCUCUGUGAUGAUUUGUAUUUUUCUUUCACUGUUUUCAGCUUUCAGAUUAAUAAUUAUAACAACGAUUAUUAAAGAUUCACUUCAUCUGUAUAAAAUCAUUCGUCUUAUCUCCGGUAUCAUUUAUACUCUUUUGGGGUUGCUUUCUGUCUGUACAAUCAUUAUUAUACACAUCAAAAAAGAGAAAGCAAUAAAAAACUCUUUUGUUAGAAACAACAUUCAUAGAAAAAUGAAUGUCACUAUUUCCAUUAUAUUGUCAGUUUAUAUUUGCUUUCAAAUAUCAGUUUUAAUAAAUAGCUCUGCUUUUUUUGCUUAUAAGCUAAAUAAUAUUUCAGAGACCUUUUUACUAUACACAUACUAUGUAGCAUUACUCUUCGCAUUUUUGAAUUUCUCUAGUAAUCCUUAUAUACUCUUUUUUGCUUCACAGAUCGUUUCAUAACAAAACAUAAUCACCAAUCAUAAAAGAAGUGAACUGUUGAAGGACUUACUUUAUUUGGAUUGCUACACUUUGCAUUUGAAAUUUAUCAUGUACUGAUCUGUAUUACAAUUUAGCAAGGAAUUCAAAAGUCUAAUUUAUACCCUUGUUAUAGACACUUUACAUGUAUGCAUACCAUUUAAAGUACUUCUAAAAAUAUCAUUAUGGCCCUUUUUAUUGCUUAACUGCAAAUAAGUCAAAUUUAUUUGUGCAUGUCAAGAGUUGGCUC
Molecule: messenger RNA, 1536 nt
Organism: Saccostrea cuccullata (small rock oyster)
Lineage: Eukaryota; Metazoa; Mollusca; Bivalvia; Ostreida; Ostreidae
Exons: 3
Coding region: 210-1271 (353 amino acids)
Cellular component (GO): membrane
Source: RefSeq, a predicted model, not a curated record